CGGCGCCCGGAGGGGCGGACCCGCGCAAGUGAUUUAACAUGGCGGAAAAUGCCACCGUAGAGGGUCCCAGCCCGCGGGGUCGUGGGGAUGGGGAAGACGCAGAGCUCCCAGAAGAGGGGAUGGCAGAAACGCCCAAAGAUGAUCAGGAGCAAUUUGAGUGCCAGGAACUCCUCGAGUGGCAGGUGCAGAUGGGGGUCCCCGAGGAAGAAGAGGACUCGGGCCCGGUGGCCGAGGCCGAGGCCGUAGCUGCCGGCUGGAUGCUCGAUUUUCUCUGCCUCUCUCUGUGUCGGGCCUUCCACGACGGCCGCUCCGAGGACUUCCACCGGACCCGCGACAGUGCGGAGGCUAUUAUUCAUGGACUGUCCAGUCUAACAGCUUAUCAGUUGAGAACUAUAUACAUAUGUCAGUUUUUGACAAGAAUUGCAGCAGGAAAAUCCCUCGAUGCACAAUUUGAAACUGAUGAACGAAUUACACCCUUGGAAUCAGCCCUGAUGAUUUGGGGUUCAAUUGAAAAAGAACAUGACAAACUUCAUGAAGAAAUAGAGAAUUUAGUUAAAAUUCAGGCUAUAGCUGUUUGUAUGGAAAAUGGGAAUUUUAAAGAAGCAGAAGAAGUCUUUGAAAGAAUAUUUGAUGACCCGAAUUCUUAUGAGGUACCUUUAAAAAGGAAAAUGCUUAUGGUAAUCUCUGAGAGAGAUACAUUCCACUCAAUUUUUCAACACUUCAGCUAUGACAACAUGAUGGAGAAAAUUAAGAGUUAUGUGAAUUAUGUGAUAAAUGAAAAAUCAUCGGCCUUUCUUAUGAAGGCAGCAGCGAGAGUAGUAGAAAGUAAAAGGGCAAGAACAACUCAAGAUAAACCUAAUGGUAACAAUAUUGAAAUGGAAACCGAAGCUAAUUUGGAUGUAGGAAAAAGGUCUCACAAGAAGCUCUUCCUACCUCAGUUGAAACAUGGAAGCCAACAACAGGACUUUAAUAGUCAAGAAGGAGUGGGAACUCUUCAGGGUGAAAGAAUGAAAAGACUCAGGCAAGCCACUGAAAAGAGAAGACGUAUUUUGAACAGUCAGCCAGUAACUUCUAAAAAACAUGGAUCUAGGAAAAAACAGGCAUGGGUUUGGGAAGAAGACAAGAAUCUGAGAUCCGGUGUGAAGAAAUACGGAGAGGGAAACUGGUCUAAGAUACUAUUACAUUAUAAAUUCAACAACCGAACAGGCGUCAUGUUGAAAGACAGAUGGAGGACUAUGAAGAAGCUAAAACUGAUUUCCUCAGACAGUGAAGACUGAAUAUGUUUGUAAAAGCUUGAUAAGAGGACAGUUAAAUAUUUUGAUCACUGCAUUUUGUUUGAAACUUGGUGGUCAUUGAGGUAUCUUAAAAUUUUGGUCUAAAGCAUUACAGUAUCAUUGUAGUAUCACUUUAACUAAUAUGAAGAUUUAUGCUAUAAGAGUAAGAUUAUAUGCCAUCAUUGCAUUCUUUAAGAAUCUUUUUCUUUCGAUAAAAUGUAAAUUUGUUUGAAUCCUGAUGCUUUUAGUAACCCUGUCCCCAAAUCCUAUUCCAAUUUAAAAAAAAAAAAUUGAAAACCUGGUAAGAGUAAAAUAUAUUUAUUCCUAUUAAACUGUUCUGCGUCUGUAGGCUGACUUCACCUUUAUAACACACAUAAAAGUGAAGUUUCUCUAAGGCUUGAUUUAUGGCCUUAACAUAGUAGUUACUAAUACAUUUGUAUAUAGAAUGAUACAUGUACGAAGUAAUCCAUGAGUUGUAGCGUACUUAAAUUUUCCUUUCAGUUGUUUAGUAUAGAGGAGGAAACUUAAAAAUAGUAAUACCCAUAGGAGGACAAAGUUUAUACUAUUACCAAGAAUAGCUUCAUGUCUCACUUAGGUACAUUUAACUUUGUUCCAGAGUGAAGACUUUGACAAAGAUGGUUUUCAAUCUGCCUUUAACCUGGUGCCAUAAAUACCAGUUUCUUUGAUUUUUUUUUUCUAUAUUUUCAUUUAAUACAUCAAUAUUGGGCCUAAGUGGUAUUCUGUAAAUGCUUAAAUUACUAUUACCCAUGAUCAUUUUGAUGUCUGUGAUAAUUACUAAAUAAACAAGGUCAUCUAUACCUUACUGAACAA
This is a messenger RNA of Ailuropoda melanoleuca (giant panda), 2105 nucleotides long. It is a transcript of the gene TERF1, whose product is annotated as telomeric repeat binding factor 1. Gene Ontology annotation, biological process: negative regulation of DNA replication; negative regulation of telomeric D-loop disassembly; telomere maintenance via telomerase. Gene Ontology annotation, molecular function: protein homodimerization activity; telomerase activity; G-rich strand telomeric DNA binding. Gene Ontology annotation, cellular component: nuclear telomere cap complex; chromosome, telomeric region; nucleus. The transcript has 9 exons. The record is from RefSeq and is a predicted model, not a curated record. NCBI's taxonomy places the organism in Eukaryota, Metazoa, Chordata, Mammalia, Carnivora, Ursidae. Bases 39 to 1277 code for a protein of 412 amino acids.